GAAUCUUUAAAAGAACUUAUGCGAAGAGAUAUACAAUUAUAAUGCCUGUGGAGCACACAAAUAUAAAGGUGGCAGUGCGAGUAAGGCCGUAUAAUGCUAAGGAACUAGAACAUCAGCAAAGGAGCAUCAUCAAGGUUAUGGAUAAAUCGGCGCUGCUUUUCGAUCCAGACGAAGAAGACGACGAAUUCUUCUUCCAUGGCACCAAACAGAAUUACCGCGACAUCACAAAACGCAUGAACAAGAAGCUGACGAUGGAAUUCGAUCGCGUAUUCGACAUAGACAACACAAAUCAGGAACUAUUUGAAGAGUGUACGGCGCCGCUGGUCGACGCGGUGCUCAAUGGGUACAACUGCUCUGUGUUUGUGUAUGGCGCUACAGGAGCCGGGAAGACAUUCACAAUGCUGGGCAGCGAGGCAACUCCCGGCAUAACGUUUCUGACCAUGCGCGACCUGUUUGAGAAGAUCCAAGCGCAAAGUGAUGCGAGAAAGUUCGAUGUGGGUGUCUCAUACCUGGAGGUGUACAACGAACACGUUAUGAAUCUGCUCACAAAGUCGGGUCCGCUAAAACUACGCGAGGAUUCCAACGGUGUGGUUGUGAGCGGGCUGCGACUGACGCCCAUCUACAGCGCUGAAGAAUUGCUGCGGAUGCUGGCCCUAGGAAACGGGCAUCGCACUCAACACCCAACCGAUGCCAACGCAGAGAGCUCGCGAUCCCAUGCUAUCUUCCAGGUGCACAUACGUAUCACUGAUCGGAAAACAGACACAAAGCGAACUGUCAAGCUGUCGAUGAUUGAUUUGGCUGGCAGUGAACGAGCGGCCAGCACCAAGGGUAUUGGUGUGCGCUUCAAGGAAGGUGCUAGUAUCAACAAGAGUCUUCUGGCACUGGGAAACUGCAUCAACAAGUUGGCCGAUGGCCUCAAGCACAUACCCUAUCGUGACUCUAACCUGACACGCAUCCUUAAGGACUCUCUAGGCGGCAACUGCCGCACUCUGAUGGUGGCCAACGUGUCGAUGAGCUCUCUUACAUACGAAGACACCUACAACACCUUGAAGUACGCUAGUCGCGCGAAGAAGAUCCGAACCACAUUGAAGCAGAACGUGAUCAAGUCGAAAAUGCCCACCGAGUUCUAUGUGAAGAAGAUCGACGAGGUCAUGGCCGAGAAUGAGCGACUGAAAGAGCGCAACAAAGCGUUGGAGGCGAAGGUAGCUCAGCUAGAGCGUGGAGGCAGCAAUGGCUACGAUCCGCAGGAGCUGAAGUCAUGGUACAGCAGGAUAGAUGCUGUAUAUGCCACUGCUAAGACGAUGCAGGAGUGCGGAAUCGGCAUACGGAGUAAGAUUAAGAUUAUUAAUUAUCGUCAGACGCUGAAAAAGGACUUUGAGGAGUUCAGAAAGAUGUUGUCCCAGGACCAACGGAUGUGCCAAGAGGAUUACCGACGUUUUAAUAACUACAUGACUACACUGGCUAAUCAAAACGACAAAUACUCGGAAGAGCUGCCGAGCUGGCAAGAUAAGGUGCAGCACGCCUACCGGGAAGUGGAGAGUCUGAAGCGCGAGGUCAAUCAAUCGAAGCUUCAGCAAAUCCUUGGCCUUUAUGUGAAGAGGAAGGAUCUCGAACUGCAGAUGGCAAAGCAGAAUAUAUCCAGCAAUCACCUGUACUUGAUCAACCGGGAGCUGGUGGAGAACUCGGACCUUAUACGCAAAUCCUUUACCACGGCUUGCGAUGUCCUGUGCCAGGCGUACAAUCGUCUCGAGGAUGCGGAGAAGUUGACACCGGAGAUACAGGCAUUGUACGAUCGUCUGCACCGAAAAAUGCGAUUCGCUGAGUCUGAGGCGAACGCUACAGAAUUCGAAGCGAACGAGACUGAGAAGACUGGGCACAAGCGUUUACUGGCCAGUGAGGAGGACGAAGAACAAUCGACUACAACAACGGCCAGUGCCAAAAAGCGCCAAUUUGUGCGGGCAGCUGAAAUUGACGAUGAUCUCCAUUUGAGUGUGGACAGUACCGACAGCCUGGAAACAGACUCGGACUCUGACGAGGCGCACAAGACAUUCAAGAAGCCACAUAAUCUUAACCAGACGCAAGUCCUAAGCACUACCUACAAUGCCCUGACGUCGACGGUCACAAAACAGCGAAAUGUCCACCAACGCAUUGUCACAGAUCUGCUCUCCGACCAAAAUGUACGCGGUGGCAACGACAAGAUCAAGCAAGUUCUGCUGAAGUCUAGCAACUUUACUACCCAAGGACUGCAGCGAAGCCUGGCCGCGGCCUCAAUAGCCAAGGAAAACGUAAAAUUCAAUGGAAAUUAUGUGCGCAAGAGUCCGCGAGCCCUUGUGGCAAAAGCAAUGUCGGGAAAUCCAACGAUAACCCGUAAACCACUGGGAACUGGAAAUAGGGAGCCGCCUUUGGUAAAGUUCAAUCGGGCCGCAUCGUUUCGCUUGAAGAAAUGAGGAGGGACGCCCUCUACGUUAGUUUUAAUUUAUUUUUUUUUCGCUUUACUAGUUAGCGAUUUGUUUUGAUGGGGACUCGAAACCAUUUAAUACCCGCAGAACACUAACCCAACCGAAACCCAAUCCAAACUUGAAACCUUCCACCACAUUCGUCUUGAGUACUUUAUUCAAACAGAAACCACACCAUUUUUUAUAUUUAUGUACGUUAAUUUUUAAUUUGAAUGAAAACUGCGUCACGCGCUUAACUAAAAAUAUAUGGCCGCUUCCUUGCCAUCACCAAGAUUA
This is a messenger RNA of Drosophila persimilis, 2732 nucleotides long. RefSeq names its product kinesin-like protein KIF18A (gene Klp67A). The record is from RefSeq and is a predicted model, not a curated record. NCBI's taxonomy places the organism in Eukaryota, Metazoa, Arthropoda, Insecta, Diptera, Drosophilidae. The transcript has 5 exons. The coding region runs from base 42 to 2447 and encodes 801 amino acids. Gene Ontology annotation, biological process: microtubule-based movement. Gene Ontology annotation, molecular function: microtubule motor activity; ATP binding; microtubule binding.